This is a messenger RNA of Sesamum indicum (sesame), 1264 nucleotides long. RefSeq lists its product as uncharacterized. Lineage: Eukaryota; Viridiplantae; Streptophyta; Magnoliopsida; Lamiales; Pedaliaceae. The record is from RefSeq and is a predicted model, not a curated record.
CUUUCGUGCUCAUCUUUGUGCUGUACGCUCAGCAGGCCCCCCUCCCCUCUUCACCCCAUUUUUUGCAACAAAAUACAAAGAUCAGUGCCCUUUUCAGCUUUGCCUCCCCUUGUUUCACUGUGAGCAUCAUCGGAGAUGCCAAGAAGCAGAGCCAGAAAGGCGCGGUUGACGCGAAUGGACGCGGCGGUGGACGCGAUGGUGCCGUUUGGCUUCCCGGAGGAGAAAGUGAGGAAACAUGUGAAAGAACUUCUGAAGGAAUAUGGUGGAGAUGAAGGUUGGCCUUUCAUUGAGGAAUACUCAUAUAAGGAACUUAUUGAUGCCAUUCUUCGUGAUGAUGAAGAAAAUGAUCAAGAGAAAGUUGCAGAAGAUGGCCACCGGGGCAAGGACAAGUCAUCUGGGGAUGAAAUAGCUGCUGGUACUUCCAGUAGCGCACCAGAUUCUCAGCAAGAUGAAAGACCUCAAGAAACUACUCCAGCAGAUAUUGCAGGAUCCUCUUGUGCUGUUGCUGAGUCUACACUCCCUGAAAUUUCCAGCAGUUCAUUAGGGAUCAAUGCUGUGACAGCAGGUUGGAAAGACAUUCUCCCAUACCAACAGUCUGAACAUGUCGCGUCAACUGCUAACAUAUCGAGCAAAAAGGGUAAAACUCCCGCGAUUGAAGAAAAUCCUCCAGGCAAGACUGCAAUCCCAGCUUCACCAUCACUGAGAAAUAUUCCUUCCCCACCACCAACCAACAGUCUUCCAACCCGACGACAUCCUUGCUAUGGCUGGAUCGAGAGUGACGAAGAGGAUUUUGACGACUUCAUAUCUUUAAGACCUGCAUCUGCAGAAGUCAGAGCAAAAGCAACUCAUCUGCCUCAAGCACCCUCUAUGUGUCCAAGUGAUGCAACCAAAUCAGAACGAAAACGCAGGUCAAGAUGGGAUGAGAGACCGUGAUGAUCCUCAAGUGGCCUUCGCUUACAAACUUACUGGUUUUCCUCUGCCUUUUGCUCUUAAUCCAACUACAAAUGUUCUUAAGACGAUGUAGCGAAUAUACAUAAAAUGACCAUCCUCACUUCAGGACCUUGAAUGGCUGCAUCUGAUUCAAAAUUGCAAAAUCUGACCUUGGUCACUUUGACAUGAAAUUCAAGACGCAUUUCAUCAAGUAGAUGAUCAUUGAGUAUUGGUGGGAGUUAUUUGGUAAUCAGGGAUUCAGGUAGUUCAGUAACUUAGUCUUAGUUUAGAUCAAGAGGGCAUACUUCCUUGUGUAAAAUAAAGUCAAUAUUUC